AUGCAAACAUCCGGUCUUUGAGGAAAAUGGAAAUAAAAAUGUAACAACGUGUUGACACAUUCUUUGACGUGCGGAGACUUGACAAACCCGAUUUUCUGCCGCCGUCUCCAUGUUGUGGAAAUGCGAAGGUGCGUGCCUGUUCCUCUUCUCCACGGUCUGAGGCUGGUGCCCGUGUCUCCCUGCUGCUUUCAGGCUGUCAGCUCAGCGUCUGUUUAACGGCAGAUGGAGGUUGGAAGUCUCGUCUCGCACAGAGAGGACAUCUCCUCCAUGUUCCCACAUCAAAUACCCGGGGCCAAGUACAAAGAUCUGAGCAGCCAGUUCUCCUCUGUGAGGAAAGUACGUGGUGAUGGAAACUGCUUCUACCGGGCCUUCUGCUUCUCUCACAUGGAGUCAGUCCUGCAUAACGCCCGAGCUUUGCAGAGAUUCAAGGACAAAAUAAUUCAAAGCGGUGAAGUGUUGUCCUCUGCAGGAUUUGAUGAGAGCCGCUUCAAACAACACCUGGACACAGUGGUGGACGUGGUGGAGCAGUGCCAGGCUGACGAGCAGGACUACGCCUUGCUGAGGCUCUUCAAUGAGCAGAUCACCUCUGACCACGUGGUGCAGUAUCUCAGGCUGCUCACCUCGGCACACCUGCAGAGCAACGCACAGUUCUUCUCCAACUUUGUGGAGGCGCCCAAUCUACACGCAUACUGUCGUCAGGAAGUGGAGGUGAUGGGGAUGGAGUGCGAUCACGUGGACAUUCUGGCUCUCUCUGAGGCUCUGGACAUUUGCACACAUAUCGUCUCUGUGGACGGUGACGAGCAGCAGUUGGCUCACCACAUGAUUCCAGAGGGUGCUGAGCCCUCCCUGCACCUCCUCUACCAAACAUCGCACUACAACAUUCUCUACCCGCGACCUCACCACUGACCAGCGAUACGUCAACCCUGCACAGCUCAGGAACUCGAACUUUGGUUGAAUACAUCCCAGCAGCGCUUUAAGACACUUGUGAAAACGAAUUUUUAUAAAAUCUUGCAGCGUACAGAGAAUCAACAACAUCUGGAAAUACAAUUAUUGCACAUUG
Molecule: messenger RNA, 1060 nt
Organism: Platichthys flesus (European flounder)
Lineage: Eukaryota; Metazoa; Chordata; Actinopteri; Pleuronectiformes; Pleuronectidae
Product: ubiquitin thioesterase OTUB2-like
Exons: 5
Coding region: 223-906 (227 amino acids)
Biological process (GO): negative regulation of double-strand break repair; protein K48-linked deubiquitination
Cellular component (GO): nucleus
Molecular function (GO): cysteine-type deubiquitinase activity; ubiquitin binding
Source: RefSeq, a predicted model, not a curated record